Messenger RNA from Nematolebias whitei (Rio pearlfish), 1567 nucleotides. It is a transcript of the gene snupn, whose product is annotated as snurportin 1. The record is from RefSeq and is a predicted model, not a curated record. Gene Ontology annotation, molecular function: protein binding; nuclear import signal receptor activity. Gene Ontology annotation, biological process: snRNA import into nucleus; protein import into nucleus. The transcript is spliced from 9 exons. Gene Ontology annotation, cellular component: nucleus; cytoplasm. Bases 44 to 1180 code for a protein of 378 amino acids. NCBI's taxonomy places the organism in Eukaryota, Metazoa, Chordata, Actinopteri, Cyprinodontiformes, Rivulidae.
GACGUCGCAGAACAUCAUCCGUAGCAGCCAGCAGCCUCCCUGAAUGCCCAGCGUCGCCAUGGAUGCCCUGACCGACGCGCUCUCCUUCGGCUUCGCUGUGUCCAAGGAGCCCAACAGUACAGCCGCCCCCCACCCUCGGCUGGCUCAGUACAAGAGCAAGUACAGCGUGCUGGAGCAGAGUGAGCGGCGGCGGCGCUUUCUGGACCUGCAGAAGAGUAAAAGGUUAAACUACGUGAACCAUGCGCGGCACUUGGCGGAUGGGGACUGGACCGGGGCGGACUACGAUGAGGGGGAAGACAUGGAGAAGCAGGAAGAGGGGGAACGACAGCAUGACGAUGGUGCGGAGGAUGAGGGGAUGGAGGUGGAGAGGAGGAAGCUGCCAAAGCAUUACGCUAACCAGCUCAUGCUGUCGGAGUGGUUGGUGGAUGUACCGUCAGAGCUUGAAACCGACUGGCUGAUGGUGGUUUGUCCUGUCGGGAAAAGGUCCCUCAUCGUUGCCUCGAAGGGUUCCACUGCAGCGUACACCAAAAGCGGCUACUGCGUGAACCGUUUCCCCUCCUUGCUGCCCGGAGGGAACAGACACAACUCGGCCAUGGGAAAAGAUUACACGAUCCUGGACUGCAUUUACAGCGAGGUGGACCGGACGUACUACAUCCUGGACGUCAUGUGCUGGAGGGGCCAUCCAGUCUACGACUGCCCAACCGAGUUCCGCUUCUUUUGGCUCCAGUCUAAGGUCCAGGAGACGGACGGCCUGACGGAGAUCGCCAAACGGAACCCCUUCCGGUUUGUGAGUCUCCAGAGUUCCGACUGCGCGGCAGCGUCCAUUCAGAAAGCGCUGGCAGCCGAGUACAGCUUCAGCGUGGACGGGCUUCUCUUCUACCACCGGCAGACCCACUACACCCCUGGCAGCACCCCUCUGGUCGGCUGGCUCCGGCCUUACAUGGUCUUGGACAUCCUGGGUUUGGAGGUUCCCGCGGGACCUCUCACCACCAAGCCGGAGUACGCCAGCCACCAGCUGCAGCAGAUCCGGGAGCACAAAAAGGCGUCGACCGACGUCCGCCCAGCCAAUAGCAGCGGCGGCUACGAGUUGGAGUACCUGUCCACUCCACGCCAGGACGCCAAGGACCCUUUGCACGGCUUCAGCCAGGAGCCGAUAAAAGAAGCGAACAUGGAGGCGUGAGCGGGAGGCUCGGCGACGUGUUCGAUCAGCGUUUCUGUGGCGGCAGCUCACGUCGAGCGUGGCUAAUUUUAAUCAGGCACUGUUCUGGUCACCCCUCGAGCGCUGCUGCAUGCCCACUUUCUGCCUGCAGAAGGUGGAAACCUGGAGCUUCGUAAGAGUAUUUGCACAAAACAAAAGUUUAGAUUAAAAAGUGUUUUUUCCAGGAGCGCGUGCGAGGCGUGUCGGAGAAAACAUCGCAGCAAAAUAAAAAAUGGAGGUCAAGUAAGCUCCUGCUGCUGCGUGCGUCGCUCGUGAAAACGUCCUUUCAGUUCGUCGGUUUGCAGAACGACUGCAGCUGUUUUCAUUCUCUGCUAAAGCUAAACGUUCAGCAGCUCUUCAGCUGUUUCA